AUGGAGAUCGGGAAGACAACACAGAUCGAUGGACAACACCCACUGGCCCAAUUCUCGGGUAAUCUACUCCACGUGCAACUUGCAACAAAUGUCGGUUAUAGAAGUUGCCCUAGGCGACAACAUGGCGGUGCGGCGGGCGAAUUCGCUGAGUGGCCAUUGGACCGCAAACCAAUUGUACGAGUGGAGUUAGCAGGAUUGUUCUUAACUCAUUGGCCGAGAGAGCACUCCGAGUUUGCGGGGUGA
Molecule: messenger RNA, 243 nt
Organism: Nezara viridula (southern green stink bug)
Lineage: Eukaryota; Metazoa; Arthropoda; Insecta; Hemiptera; Pentatomidae
Source: the annotation of a GenBank genome assembly